Messenger RNA from Prorocentrum cordatum, 477 nucleotides. NCBI's taxonomy places the organism in Eukaryota, Dinophyceae, Prorocentrales, Prorocentraceae. The record is from the annotation of a GenBank genome assembly.
GGACUCGGAGAAGUAUGCUGCGAGCGCUGACGUCGGGAAGAAGGGCAUCGAGGGCGCCAUGGGUUUCCUGGCUGUGGGCAACGGCGAUUCUCCGGGGAGUGGCGAUGUCAAGAUCAAGCUGGAGAGCCCCCUCUGGCCGGACACUCUCAAGUUCAAGGACGCUUUCCUGUCGGGGUCGCAACAGCGGAAGCUGAACCCCAUCCUGGCGGCGCUGAAGAAGCAGACGGCGCAGCUCAAAGCGAAGGCAGAGGACCCCAGCGAGAAGGACAAGACCCAGUAUCAGAAAUGGGCUGCCGACGCAGAGAAGGCGCAAGCGGCGGCUGCCCUUUGCCACCAGGAUAUGGAGAAUCUCAUUGCUAUCAUCGAGCGCACCGACUCCGUGGCUCACGACAAGGCCCACUAUCAGAAUAUGGUCAAGAAGUUGAGAGAGAAGGAUGAAGAGUUUACCGCAAUGGUCGAGGGCGCACGCAUCGCGAG